Homo sapiens (human) is the source of this 8908-nucleotide messenger RNA. It is a transcript of the gene SACK1B, whose product is annotated as scaffolding CK1 anchoring protein B. The transcript is spliced from 5 exons. The record is from RefSeq and is a predicted model, not a curated record. The coding region runs from base 2781 to 5816 and encodes 1011 amino acids. Lineage: Eukaryota; Metazoa; Chordata; Mammalia; Primates; Hominidae. Gene Ontology annotation, cellular component: cytoplasm; membrane.
AAUAAGGUUGAAAUGCAUUACCUUAUUUAUUCCUUAAAAUAACCCAAGAAGAUAAAGACUGUUGUUAUUCUCCUCUCUACAUCUGCCCAAACUGAGGCUUGUGGACGUGUGUAACUUGUCCAAGAGCUUCAUAGUAAUUGAUGAAGCAGAGUUUUAACCUGGCAAUUUGACCCUACAGAUGAACUCUUAUCUUGUGUGCUAUAGGUUUUUUUUUUUUCUAUCUAAGUCUCAUGACAUUGCUCAUCAGUAAGAUUUUUUUCAUUAAACUUUUUAUUUUGAGAUAAUUGUGGUUUCACAUAUAGUUAAGGGCAAAAAUCCAGAGAGAUUCUUUGUAUCCUUUACCCAGUUUUCCCCAGUGCUGCUGUCUUGCAAAACUAUAAUACUGUAUCGUAACCAAUAUGCUGAUAUUGAUACUGUCAAGAUAUAGAAUAUUUCUAUAACUACAAAAAUUCCUCUGAUUGCCUUUUUAUAGCCACAUCUACCUCUCCGACUGUCAUUUUAAGAGUGCAGCAUCUAACCAAAUGGAAUUAUUCAGCAUGUAAACUUUGGAGAUUGGUGUUUUUUCAUUCAGCAUAAUUCUCUGGAGAGUCAUCCAGGUUGUUGCAUGUAUUAGUAGGCCAUUUAUUUUACUGCCAAGUAGUAUUCCACAGUAUGGGUGUACCAUAGUUUAAUAUUCACCUGUUGAAAGACGUUUGGGUUGUUUCCAUUGUCAGGCUAUUAUGAAUAGAGCUGCUAUAAAUAUUUGUGUACAGGAUAAGUUUCAACUUUUCUUGGAUAAAUCACCAAAGUGCAGUUGCUGUGUUGUAUGUUAGUUGCAUGUGUCAUUUUAUAAAUGAAACUGCCAAACUGUUUUUCCAGAGCAGCCCAUGAAUUGAAAGCAAUUUUUAUGACUUAUUUUAUAUCCUUUGUAUUUAUAGAAUUUCAGUGGAAUUUCUACUUGAUACAAAUGACCCUAAAGCUCAAUAUCAAAUGCAAUUUUUAAUUUUUUUUGAGGCAUGGAUUUGUAAGGCCACUUUUUUUCUGGAAUGAGUCAUUUAACUGUUAGAUAAGCCUAAUGGUCUGCUCAGCUUACAUGGCAUAGUGAUAUCUUUUUUUUUUUCUCUACUCAUUAACUCUACUGUGUAUGAUAAAAGAAUAUGCUUCCUGGGAGUUUUUAAUAGUUAUUAAUAAAAUAAUUCCUUAUUUUUUAUAUAUAUAUUUAAAGGCACACCUAAUUAAUUUUGUCCUCAAAUAAAGCCCUCCAAAUGUUCAGGGAUUGAACUGCUGAGAGUGCUUUAUUAAGUCUAUAAUUAAAUACAGGUGAUAUUUAAUUGCAAUACUCACUAUGCAAGUGCCAUUACCCUGUAGUUCUCUGAUAAAAUUCAUUUAUAGAUGGUUCCUUCACAAGUAUUCCAUGCAAAUAGCUCUUAUGAUAAAUAUCUCUAAACCGUGGCUGGAACAUAGCCUCUCCACCAGAACAAUAUAAAGUAUAUUUAGUAGUAAUCUUAAGUCUUGUACAUAAUAUUGUAACCUCAUUGUUCAUUCUGUUGUAUGUUUUGUAUAAUAUAUUUUUCUGUGUGGUAUCUGGCUAUCGAUUAGUCCUGUAAUGGUAAUUAAUUAUAAAUAAGUUUCACUUCUUAUUUCCAAUUUUUUUCUUCAGAUUAAUUUAUCUAUGUUUUCAUGGUUUGGUUUUCAUGGUCCUUUCGAGGUCUGUGAUUUCAGAGUUUACAUAGUUCCAGAAUGAAUUUUUUACAGUUCCAAAAUAUUUAUUUGCAUAGGUGUAGCUCAGAAAUAGGUAGUAUUUUAAAAGUACUUUAUGCAUUUUAACUUCCAAAUAGGUAACAGGUGUUUAACAUCACAUAUAUAGGAAUUCAAAAGUUACAUUUUAAAAAUUAAAUGAAUAGGUUUGCAGGAAACUUGGAUUAUGAACAACUAGUAGUUACCUAUGACUUAACAAUUACAAAUUACAGAUGUAAUUUAUCAUGUAAUCACCAGAUACUUGUUCCUUCAUUGGCUGGAAUUUUCAAGUGAAAACUGUACUUCAAUAAACCUUAGGAAACUGUAAGCAUAAGGAUUGAGUCUUUUAAGUGAAUGCAAAUCUUAUUUUUUAAUUUUUUUUGCUAACAAUGAGCAUUAUGUGCAAAAGAGAACUUCAAUGAGUGUUGAAAGUUAUUAAUUAGUGGCAUGAUAUCAUGAAUAUGAAGUGAGCAACUUUAUGAAGAUUUGUCAACCUUGGCACUGUUGACAUUUUGGGUGGGAUUAUUUCUAAAUAUGGAUGGCUGUCUCAUGCAUUGUAGUAUGUUUAGCAGCAUCCUGGGUCUCUAAUCAUUAGAUGCUAGUAGCCCUCCUCCGCACAAGUGAUUCUAUUUAAAAAUGUCUCCAGAUGUUGUCAGAUGAGGGACAAAUCUUCCCUUUUGAGAACCACUGAACUUGAAUGAAAUGUGAUUGGGAAAAAGAUGACAUAUCCUAGAAUGAUUGAGAAAUUUAUGAAAGUUUUAGGAUGUAUCCCAAUACAUGUCAAUAGAUUAAUUUUAAUUAAGUAACAAAAGAAAUUUUAUUUCCCCAUGCGAUAGCUUUUAUACUAGCAGACAAGAUGGGUGUUCUUCCUUUUUCUCUUGGAGAAGAGAAUAUUUUUGCAAAACUUCACCAUUAUACUAUAGGGCAGGAAGACUGCCAUCACCAGAAUUCAGAUGCUGCCAUCCCCAAAGUUCAGAUGCUGCACUGUGGAGCCUAGGAUCCAGAUACUUCUCACCACUGCAUGAAUGGACAUUUGAAAGUGCCAUAGCCAAACACUUGCAAGCAUGGAGACCUCAUCAAUGCUUUCCUCAUUGAAUGAUGAGUGUAAAUCUGACAACUACAUUGAGCCUCACUACAAGGAAUGGUAUCGAGUAGCCAUUGAUAUUCUGAUUGAACACGGGUUAGAAGCAUACCAAGAAUUUCUUGUCCAGGAACGAGUUUCAGACUUUCUUGCUGAGGAAGAAAUUAAUUAUAUUUUGAAAAAUGUCCAGAAAGUUGCACAAAGCACAGCACAUGGUACUGAUGAUUCCUGUGAUGAUACCUUAUCUUCAGGGACCUACUGGCCUGUUGAGUCUGAUGUGGAAGCUCCAAAUCUUGACUUAGGCUGGCCAUAUGUGAUGCCCGGACUCUUAGGGGGCACCCAUAUAGAUCUCCUUUUUCAUCCACCAAGAGCACAUCUACUUACGAUAAAAGAAACUAUUCGGAAGAUGAUAAAAGAAGCAAGAAAGGUCAUUGCUUUAGUGAUGGAUAUAUUUACAGAUGUGGACAUUUUCAAAGAAAUCGUUGAGGCAUCAACUCGAGGAGUAUCUGUUUACAUUCUGCUUGAUGAGUCCAAUUUUAAUCAUUUUCUAAAUAUGACUGAGAAACAAGGUUGUUCAGUUCAGCGUCUCAGGAAUAUUCGAGUGCGAACAGUAAAAGGCCAAGAUUAUCUUUCAAAAACAGGGGCAAAAUUCCAUGGAAAAAUGGAACAGAAAUUUUUGUUAGUUGACUGCCAGAAAGUGAUGUACGGUUCUUACAGUUAUAUGUGGUCAUUUGAGAAAGCUCACCUCAGCAUGGUUCAGAUAAUUACAGGACAACUUGUUGAGUCCUUUGAUGAAGAAUUUAGAACUCUCUAUGCCAGAUCCUGUGUCCCUAGUUCAUUUGCUCAGGAAGAAUCAGCAAGGGUGAAGCAUGGAAAAGCCCUCUGGGAAAAUGGCACUUACCAGCAUUCGGUGUCUUCAUUAGCAUCUGUUUCCAGCCAGAGAAACCUUUUUGGUAGACAAGACAAGAUUCAUAAACUAGAUUCCAGUUACUUCAAAAACAGAGGGAUAUAUACUUUAAAUGAACAUGACAAAUAUAACAUAAGAAGUCACGGAUACAAACCUCAUUUUGUUCCUAACUUUAAUGGUCCAAACGCAAUACGUCAGUUUCAACCCAAUCAGAUAAAUGAAAAUUGGAAAAGGCAUAGUUAUGCUGGGGAACAGCCAGAAACAGUGCCAUACCUCCUGCUUAAUAGGGCUCUGAAUAGAACCAAUAAUCCACCUGGUAAUUGGAAAAAGCCAUCUGAUAGUCUCAGUGUGGCGUCCUCAUCACGGGAAGGCUAUGUAAGCCACCACAACACACCUGCCCAGAGUUUUGCCAAUCGGCUUGCGCAGAGAAAAACAACAAAUCUUGCAGACAGGAAUUCAAAUGUUCGGAGGUCUUUUAAUGGGACAGAUAACCAUAUCCGCUUUUUGCAACAACGAAUGCCAACCCUUGAACAUACCACAAAGUCAUUCCUACGUAACUGGAGAAUUGAAUCCUACUUAAAUGAUCAUUCAGAAGCUACACCGGACUCAAAUGGAUCAGCUUUAGGUGACCGAUUUGAGGGCUAUGAUAAUCCUGAGAAUUUGAAGGCCAAUGCCCUUUAUACUCAUUCUCGGCUUCGUUCCUCUUUAGUAUUUAAACCCACUUUACCUGAGCAAAAGGAAGUUAACAGUUGUACAACUGGCUCCUCAAAUUCAACUAUCAUUGGUUCUCAGGGAAGUGAGACACCUAAAGAGGUCCCAGACACCCCUACGAAUGUACAGCAUUUGACAGACAAACCCUUGCCAGAAUCAAUCCCCAAGCUCCCAUUGCAGUCAGAGGCACCAAAAAUGCACACCUUGCAGGUUCCUGAAAACCACUCAGUAGCCUUAAACCAAACUACAAAUGGCCAUACUGAAUCAAAUAACUAUAUAUAUAAAACCUUGGGUGUAAAUAAGCAGACAGAAAAUCUAAAGAAUCAACAGACUGAGAAUCUACUUAAAAGGCGAAGUUUCCCGUUAUUUGACAACUCAAAAGCCAACUUAGAUCCUGGAAAUAGUAAGCAUUAUGUAUAUAGUACACUUACCAGGAAUCGAGUUAGACAACCAGAAAAGCCCAAAGAAGAUUUGCUGAAAAGUUCUAAAAGCAUGCACAAUGUGACUCAUAACUUGGAGGAGGAUGAGGAGGAAGUUACCAAGAGAAACUCUCCAAGUGGCACUACUACCAAAUCAGUUUCCAUUGCUGCUUUACUUGAUGUGAAUAAAGAGGAAUCUAACAAAGAACUUGCUUCAAAGAAGGAAGUUAAGGGUUCCCCAAGUUUUUUGAAAAAGGGGUCUCAGAAGUUAAGGUCAUUACUUAGCCUUACCCCAGAUAAGAAAGAAAAUCUAUCCAAAAAUAAAGCACCUGCCUUUUAUAGAUUGUGUAGUAGCUCUGACACAUUAGUUUCUGAGGGUGAAGAAAAUCAAAAACCAAAGAAAUCAGACACAAAAGUUGAUUCAUCUCCUAGAAGAAAGCAUUCUUCCUCAUCGAAUUCUCAAGGCAGCAUCCACAAGAGUAAGGAAGAUGUAACAGUUAGCCCAUCUCAAGAGAUAAAUGCUCCACCAGAUGAAAAUAAAAGAACACCUUCUCCAGGUCCAGUUGAAAGCAAGUUCUUGGAAAGGGCAGGAGAUGCCUCUGCCCCAAGAUUUAACACUGAACAGAUCCAAUACCGAGAUUCAAGGGAGAUUAAUGCAGUUGUUACCCCUGAAAGAAGACCUACUUCUUCUCCAAGGCCAACGUCCAGUGAGCUUCUACGAUCUCAUUCAACUGAUCGGCGUGUUUACAGUCGUUUUGAGCCGUUUUGUAAGAUUGAGAGCUCUAUUCAGCCAACAAGCAACAUGCCAAAUACCAGUAUAAAUCGCCCAGAAAUAAAAUCUGCGACUAUGGGCAACAGUUAUGGCAGGUCUAGUCCAUUGCUUAAUUACAACACUGGUGUUUAUCGCUCAUAUCAACCCAAUGAGAACAAGUUUCGAGGAUUUAUGCAAAAGUUUGGAAACUUUAUACACAAAAAUAAAUAGCUAUUAAAAUGCAAAAUGAAUGAGGCUAUCAAUAUUUGUCCAAAGAAAAUUGUGGACAGUCUUUGUAACAUGCCAAUAGAUUUUCCUAAGGACAGAAUUAUGGGUAUGAUGUAUAUGUUCACCAGUGUCCUAGUAUAAAGUUAUUUUUCUGUGUGAUAAAGUUAGGGUCUGCUGUAGAUAGAAUUUCUCUGUAAACACAUUAUUUGUAAGUGGUAAUGGUAAAAAUAAUAGAUGUAUUUAAAUCAUUUUCUUUAGACUGAAGAUUUUAAGUCUCACUUAGAAAUUUUUGUGGACGAUGUAUGGUGUAUGGUGUAUGGUGUAUGGAUUUUAACCAUUUCCUUUUAAAAAGGUCAUACUACCCUCAGUAACCCUUUAUAACAUGUGUUUAUAGUGUUUUCAUAUCUUCAAAAAUAUAAGCAAAUGGGACAAAGCCCUUUUUUAAGAUUAACUUGAAGUUCUACGGGAUAACUUGUUAUAUUUUAUUAAUAUUAUUUUUUCUGUGGAUCAUUGUACAGCUGUUUGGGCAACAGCAGUACCUUUUACAUUUUUUAUUUUUUAUUUUUUUUUCUGCCUGAAGUGUUUGCAAAGUAUCAGCCUCAUGUAGUAUAAUGACAUUCGUAGGAAUUUAUUUUCCUCAGCCUUUGAAAACGGUCUGGGAUGUGCUUCUUUCUACACUGGACCCAGGGAGCUGUCCCCCUCUUACCCAUAGGCUGCUGAUUUUUUAUAGUCAUUCCUUACUUCACAUUUAGGACAAACCAGUAGGAAUUUAGAAAAUCUGAAUGAUUCCCCCUCCUUUUUCUAUUGUAUAAAAGCUUUUAGAAAUGUAAAUUUCUGCCUAAAUUUUUGUUAGAUUGGCAUGACAAUGCUAAGGGGUCUUGCUUGCGAAAAUUCUUGCUCUUUUUUUUUUUCUUUUGAGAUGGAGUCUCGCUCUGUCACCCAGGCUAGAGUGCAGUGGCGCAAUCUUGGCUCACUGCAACCUCUGCCUCCCAAGUUCAAACGAUUCUCCUGCCUCAGCCUCCUGAGUAGCUGGGAUUACAGGUGCGCACCACCACACCCGGCUAAUUUUUGUAUUUUCAGAAGAGAUGGGAUUUCACCAUGUUGGCCAGUCUAGUCUCAAACUCCUGACCUCGUGAUCCUCCCGCCUCGGCCUCCCAGAGUGCUGGGAUUACAGGUCUUGCUCUUCUUUAAGUUGUGCCAAAUAUGAUAUGACUGCAUAGUGUUUUUGUAAGAAUACCAUUGGGAAAAUGAGAAGUUUUACUGGGCUAGUUCUUCCAUGAUUUGAGGAUGAUAUUCAGAUUAUAAGAUACCCUUUGUCUUUCUUACAGUAAUGAAGUAUAAGCUCCAUAUCUGUUCCAGAGACUUUAACUUGACUUUGCUUCAUUCACAAAGAACAGAGUUCAAGAAGCAGUGCAUCCUGUGAGAAGUGUGAAGUGUUUGUACAUCACUUUAAAUAUAUUACUUAAUAUAUUCUAAGUUGCUGUGUGGAGCAGUAUACUGUUGUUUUAAAAAUGCAAGAUUCAGACAAAUUUUAAUAUUGUCUCAUUAAAAUAAUUUAAAUAAUGGUAUAAAAUAUCUAUAUCAUUAAAAUAAUUUUCCAUAGUGUUUAGAAACCAUGAAAAAGAAAACAUAGCAGGAGAAAAUAUGACAGGAAAAGAAAACCUAACAAAGCCCAGAACCCACAGUUAACCAAACUAGACUGACUUUGUUAUUACCCAUUCUUUGUUAGUAUUGGAUAGGGAAUUAGGAUAAUGAGCCAUUAGGCAGUUCUGAAAUGGAAAGCCCUGAAAUUUAGUGCAAUGUAACUUUAAAACUGAAAUUAUAUAAAGAGUAGAAGUUUAAUCAUGUUUAAUUACAACCAAAAGCCUGUUGCCUUUUUGUACAGAAAUCUCCUUAAUUUCAGGACAUGUAGAUAGCUUAUAGAAACAUCCUUUUAAAUAGUUUGUGAGCUCUUCCUCUUCAGUGGAAUUGAGGAAUACAGAAUGCUUUAUUUCAUCAUCCCCUGACAGGUGACUUAGGCUUUGCACAGCAGAUUUAUUUUUCUCUGCGUUUUUUAAAAAUUGUUUUUCUUGUAUCUUUUUUCUUCAAAAAUAUCUAUAUUUGAGAAUAUGUACAUAACAACUUUCCAAAGUCUCUGUGGCCAAAACCUCUCCAGGGAUAAGACUGAGCAAGAAUAUAAUACUUCAAAAAAUGUACAGCUACUGUUUAAGUUUUAAACAGACACCAUCACAGUUUGUGGAUGAAAUAGUUUUAAGCCAUAUACUUUCUGUCUUUUUUUCCCCAUAUUAAUAUUGGGGGGCGGAUAAUAUCACUUUGAUGUACAUUGAUAUUAAAGUUUGGUAAUGCAGCUUUUACUGUCUACAUGGUACUGUACAUUAGUUUUUAAGCAGAAACACAAGAAAAAUGGGUAUAAUUUCAAAGUAGUUCUUGGCAGAUGGCUAGAGAAUACUGCAAGUGACCCUGUAUCCCGAAUACACAGAUAUCCCUCUAUUACAAGUUUGGGAUUAGCCAUAAUUCUGACAUGGUGUGUUCAGGUAUGGGUAUAUGUUGUCAGUCUACACUUGUGGAAGCAAAUAUCUUGUUUAAUCAAGAUGAUGUCUAGUGUCACCUAAAUAAUGCAAAAAGUUUAAUUCUGGAUGAAUUCAGCUUUACUCAAGAUCCACAUAUUCAAGUAUCAUUCCACAGAUAUUCACAGAACACAGAAAUAUCUGUGUUCUGCCUUAUGCCUGUGGCUAAGGGAUGCAAAGUAGAAUUGCUUUACAUUGACUAUAUAUGUGACAUGUACGUUGCUGUUUUUUUUAAAAUAACUUUAUCAUGAUAUUCAGGUAGAUCCUGGGUUCUAGAAUAUUUAAAACAAAAGGAUAAAAUGAUAAACCAAAGAGUCAACUUGUUAACUUUUCUUUUUUAAGAGAUGGGUUUUCACUAGUAUGCCCAGUCUGGACUCCAAGUCCUGGGCUCAAACGAUCCUCCAGCCUCAGGUUCCUGAGUAGCUCAACAUUUUAUGUAUGUACGAUAUUAUAAAGAAAUAUUCUUCCAAAUGAACUUUUGUUUUUAGAUCAAUAAAUGAAUAAUAAAUAAUUUUGUACAAACAUCAA